Molecule: messenger RNA, 2123 nt
Organism: Momordica charantia (bitter melon)
Lineage: Eukaryota; Viridiplantae; Streptophyta; Magnoliopsida; Cucurbitales; Cucurbitaceae
Gene: HSPRO2
Product: Hs1pro-1_N and Hs1pro-1_C domain-containing protein
Biological process (GO): defense response
Molecular function (GO): heme binding; metal ion binding
Source: RefSeq, a predicted model, not a curated record
GCGAGUGGGUGGGGACGUUUCCAUCUGCAGUUCCACGCGGGACAUUGAACUGAAAAACAGUCAAACAACGAACAGUACAAUUUCAUCCCCCCCUCGAAAUUUCCUUCCAUUUUAAAAUUCUCCCGUUUGCUGGGAUUCUGGAUAAGCUUCAACCUCAAAUUGACAAUUCCCUCCCUAUUUUCCAUUUCUUUCUUUUCAUUUUAAAAAUGUUUUCAAAUCUGGUUCCUCUUGUUCCACGCGCUCUUACCAUUCCAAACACGCCUUUGUGUCGUUCAAAUUUAUACUGCCCACCUAUAAAUACCCAUCUCCUUCCUCCACUCCUUCUCGCAAAUCGGAUCCGAUCCACCAAAUUCCAGAAUACCCAAAAUUUCUUAUCAAAAUUCUAAUCUCGAUCUUGGAUCAGACAUGGUCGAUUUGGGUUGGAAGGCCAACAUGGUAUCCUCCGACAAGAACACUAGAUCCCCAAAGUUGAUCUCCAACAAGCAGCUCAAUCUAUCUCUUCCCGUUUCGUUUCGAUCUUCCGAGCUCUCCACUGCUUCCCCUUCCUCUUGUUCUGCCUACGAGCACUACCUUCGCCUCAACGAUCUCAGGAAGCUAUGGAGUUCCAGGGACUUUCCUGAAUGGAGAAGCGAGUCAGUUUUGAAGCCCGGGUUGCAAGCUCUGGAGAUUACGUUCCGGUUCAUUUCGACGGUUUUGUCCGAUCCGCGGCCGUACGCGAACCGGCGGGAGUGGAAGAGGAAGCUUGAGUCUCUCACCACCACUCAGAUUCAGCUCAUUGCUAUGAUUUGUGAGGACGACGAAGAGGACGGCGAAGCACGCGGCAGAAUCCCGAUCGUUGAUCUGAGCUCUUCCGACGGCGUGAUUACUCGCGAGGGGAGUUCGGCGGAGGUGUGGAAGGUUCGCGGAGAAGCUACUGUUGUGAGCAGAACGAGUGAGGCGAGUUUGCUUCCGCGGCUUGCGUCGUGGCAGAGCUCUGAGGACAUCGCGCAGAUGAUUCUGUACUGCGUGGAGUGCGAGAUGAGGAGGUGUCCGUACACGUUAGGGUUAGGGGAGCCAAAUUUGGCCGGGAAGCCGAAUCUCGAUUACGACCUAAUUUGCAGGCCCAACGAGCUUCAUUCUCUGAGAAAGACUCCGUAUGAUCAACAAAUCGAAAAUUACGAGAAUCAGACGGUUUACACCACGCAUCAGAUCCUGGAGUCGUGGAUUUUUGCCGCGCAGGAGCUUCUAAAACGGAUCACAGAGAGAAUCGAGAGGAAGGAUUUCGCGAGAGCUGCGAGCGAUUGCUAUUUGUUGGAGCGGAUCUGGAAGCUUUUGCAGGAGAUCGAGGAUCUCCACCUACUCAUGGAUCCGGACGAUUUCCUGAAGCUGAAGAAUCAACUCGCGAUCAAAUCGCUGCAGGAAUCAGAAGCGUUUUGCUUCAGAUCGACGACGCUGGUGGAGAUUACGAAGCAAUGCAAGGAUCUGAAGCACAAGGUACCGUUCAUCUUGGAGGUGGAGGUGGAUCCGAUGGGCGGCCCUAGGAUUCAAGAGGCGGCGAUGAAGCUGUACAGCGAGAAGCGAGAGUUCGAGAAGAUUCAUCUGCUUCAAGCUCUGCAAGCGAUCGAAGCGGGGAUCAAGAGGUUCUUCUUUUCCUACAAGCAAGUUCUGGUUAUCGUGAUGGGAAGCUUGGAGGCGAAGGGGAACCGAGUCGUGGUGAGUUCCAACUCGGACGACUCACUGAGUCAGAUAUUUUUGGAAUCGACUUAUUUUCCGAGUUUAGAUGCAGCCAAGACGUUUCUCGGAGAUAUACAUGGAGUUUUCGGGUCGGAUAGAAGGACCCGGAUGAAGCUGUAGGACUUGGGUUGACCCGGUCUGAACAAACGUUGACUUUGGUUCUGCAAUUUAUUUCCACAUAUAGGUCUGGACCCACAGGAUUCGAAAAUACAGCAAAUUAAAUUAAUUAUUUUUUAAAAGAAAAAGAAUGUAAAAUGUUAUAUUAAUUUGUAUCAGUUACAUGUCAAAUUGUUUUGUCUUAGUUUAUUAAUUAAACAUUUUUGGAUUAAAUUAUACAUUUAAUUGUAAGAUGAAGUUGUUGGGUUUGACGGAUAAGCAAUGGGAUGCGGGCUGCAAUUCAAAGUCGGAAA